Colletotrichum truncatum is the source of this 2979-nucleotide messenger RNA. RefSeq names its product nonribosomal peptide synthetase. Gene Ontology annotation, cellular component: cytoplasm. Gene Ontology annotation, biological process: secondary metabolite biosynthetic process; amino acid activation for nonribosomal peptide biosynthetic process. Lineage: Eukaryota; Fungi; Ascomycota; Sordariomycetes; Glomerellales; Glomerellaceae. Gene Ontology annotation, molecular function: phosphopantetheine binding; catalytic activity. The record is from RefSeq and is a predicted model, not a curated record.
AUGGCCAGUUUGUCAUGUCUUGAAUCCACGUUGAAGUCGUCCGGAGAACAUGGAGAGUUACCUAAACCAAGUCUCCAUAAUCUUUGUUACGUUAUCUCGACAUCAGGUUCUACCGGGAAGCCUAAAAUAGUUGCCAUACCACAAGGCUCAAUCUCUUCCGCUCUCAGCGCGCAGAUUACGGGCUACAGGCUUGACGAGAAUUCGAGGGUAGCGCAGUUUGCCUCAUACGUGUUCGACAGCUCUAUCCUGGAAAUCUUUGGCACCCUUGUUGCGGGCGGAUGUGUUUGCGUGCCAUCUGAUGAAGAACGCAUGUCUAACUUCGCCGGGUUUGUGCGACGGAUGGGGGUAAAUCUACUGGACGUGACGCCUUCGCUCAUGCGCACACUAUCGCCAGCAGACGUACCGAGCGUCAAGAUACUCUCAUUAGGUGGAGAGGCCCUUACUCAGGCCGACGUGGAUACGUGGGCAUCUCACGUUUAUUUGAUCAACACCUAUGGCCCCUCGGAAGCCUCAGUAAACUCAGCAAUCAGCAGCAGACUACUCCCGGGCUCAGAGGCCAGCAACAUAGGCCGCGGAGUGGCUUGCAGACUCUGGGUUGUUGAGCCCGAAAACCAUGAUUUGCUAGCACCUAUCGGAGCAGUGGGUGAGCUUCUGGUGAACGGUCCAAUCUUGGCACGUGGCUACCUGGGAGAUGAGUUGGAGACUAGCCGAGCCUUCGUUAGUGAUUUAGUAUGGCAGCAAGAUGAAGUCCUCCGCCGAUUAUGGUCCAACGAUGAUGCCUACAGACUCUACAAGACAGGAGAUCUGGUACGGUACAAUACCGAUGGAAGUCUCAACUUCCUAGGCCGCCGCGAUGCUCAGAUCAAGGUACGUGGUUAUAGGAUCGAGCGUCAGGAGAUAGAACAUCACUUUCUUUCCAUUAAUAAAGUGGAGCAUGUUGCCGUGUUUGAUGGAAAAGAGGGUUUGUGCAAGGGCAAGCUGGUCGCAGUCGUUGGCCUGCGCCAAGAUGGUGAAGGCGCAAGCAAGCCACACCCUGGAAAUGCGACGGGCGACUUAUGGGAACUUUAUGAACCUCACAAUCUUGCCGAGACAGCGAAGAUCGAGCAGUAUGUGAGGCAGAGACUUGCAUCUCCAUUGCCAAGCUACAUGAUUCCAGACUUGAUUCUGCUUACGAAGCGCGUGCCUCUUCUUGUUUCAUACAAAGUAGACUUGAAGACGACAACACGUGCCGUAUACGACAUGGACGAGACCCUGUUUCGGAGAGCAAGCAAUCCAGGGGGGUCCAAAGACAACAGCGCCAAGGCAGUGGGCACCGAAUUGGAGGAGAGUUUGCGCAAAAUAUGGAGUGAGGUCCUGGAGAUAGACAGAGCCACCUUUGGUUUAAACGACUCGUUCUUCGCCCUCGGAGGGGACUCUAUUUCAGCCAUGAAAGUUACUCGCCGCUGCAGAGAAGCAAAUCUUCACAUGAUGACGCACGAUCUGCUUGCGGGUAGGACUAUCCAGGGACUUGCAGCCCGCAUCGUGGGCCGAAGCAUGCUAUCUCACACAGUCGUGGAUGGCGAAAUUUCUUCUGGGCCAGAUCGUCGCGUGUGCAACAUCCUAUCAGUUUCGGAACAAGAGGUGGAGGCUGUGAUGCCAGCCACUCCUUUCCAACAUCAGGUUUACCAUGCCAGCCGUACUCACCCAGGAAAACCGUAUUGUGCCACGUUUCUCGCACAAUUGACAACAAAGAACUCGGAUGGUCUAGUGGACGUCGAGAGGGUCCUUCAAGCCUGGCAGAGCGUCGUCAAUCGUCAUUCUAUCCUGCGUACGGUAUUCGUGGCCGACUCUCAAGAUGACCUCUUGCACCAGGUGAUCCUCCGUGAGACGAAGGCACAUGUUGGUGUGCGGCCUGUUGAGAGUGAGAAAAGUGCUGUGGAACGUCUCCAAGCCGAUCACGAUACGUUCGUACAAAACUUCAACUCUGACACGGGCAACACCAAACCGGGACCAACUUACCAUUUGAUUCUAUCCCUCACUAGCUCUGGGGAGCUGUUUUUGACGAUGAGCCUGAGUCAUCUCGUCACGGACACGGUUGCCCUGGAGCAUAUGCUCGUCGACCUAGACAUGUUUUAUAACAACGGGACACCCAGCAAUCCAGGCACAGCAUUUGCAAAGUACACCAAGUGGUAUGACACCCGUACCGUAUCAACCAAUAACAAGGCCUGGCAAGAAAAAGUUUUGCGUGGCGCAAAGCCAUGCAUCUUUACGCAGCCAUCGACUCAGUCUUUCGCCGCUAAUUAUCUACCUGUUGAGGAGGUCUCAAUCCCAUUCUCGAUUACCUCCUCGCAGUGGCAGACGAUAUCCGACUUCUGCCGUCUUGCUCAAGUCACGACCUCCCAUUUCUUUCAGUUCUGCUGGGCGCUUUUACUCAAGUACCACACGCAGCAGGACAUGGUAUGUUUCGGCCAACUCAUCGCUGGUCGGGAUGCGCCGGUGGCCGAUGUAGAAGACGUCGUGGGACCAGUUCUAAGCGUGCUACCUGCGUAUGUUGACCUCUCUCCAGCGGCGGUACCGGUGCUGGAGUUGGUUCAGUCGUUCCAAACUUCCAACAUUGAGGCCUUGGCGUAUCAACCAUGCUCUUUAAAGGCCAUUGAAAAGUUAGCAGGUUGUACAACGACCCAGGGGCUAUUCAACACCAUGGUCAAUAUUCGCAAGGUGCACUAUCAGGGAAAGGAGCUGGAACAUCAUCUCGGGCAAAGAAACUUAAUAUUCAAACCCUUAGAGAAGCGUGACUCUUCGGAAUACGAUCUAGUUCUUCAAGUUGACGAGAGUGGGGGAAAUGUUUCUGGUGCAUUGGCAUUCUGGAGCCAUCGGUUUGAUUCUGAUACAGUGAAAAAAUACUUGGGCACCUACAUGGCUAUUCUUGAUUUGGUCUCACACACUCCAAACUCUACGGCUGUGAUGAUUCUCAGUCAAGUUGGACAAUCAAGCGAGUAA